CUUGAGGUGAACGUCACUUUAUCAAGAUAUUUGUCUUCCCUCAGACCACAGACAUUAUUUAUAUUCAGAGAGAGUGAAACUAUUUCACAGUCACUAUCACUGAGAAGUAAAAUGGCGCAGCAAGAAAAUCAGCUGGACCGAGAAACCUUCUCUUGUUCGAUCUGUCUGGAUCUGCUGAAGGAUCCGGUGACGACUCCCUGUGGACACAGCUACUGCAUGAACUGUAUUCAACACUUUUGGGACGGAGAGGACGAGAGGAGGAUCUACAGCUGCCCUCAGUGUCGGCAGAGCUUCACCCCGAGGCCCGUCCUGCUGAAAAACACCAUGUUAGCAGCUCUGGUGGAGCAGCUGAAGAGGACUGAAGCUGCUCCUGCUGAUCUCUGCUACGCCGGAGCUGAAGAUGUGGCCUGUGAUUUCUGCAGCGGGAGGAAACUGAAAGCAGCGAAGUCCUGUCUGCAGUGUCUGGCCUCUUACUGCGAGCGGCACCUCCAGCCUCAUUAUCGAUCAGACACAUUCAAGAAACACCAGCUGGUGGAGCCCUCCGAGAAGCUGCGGGACAACAUCUGCUCUCGUCACGACGAGGCGAUGAAGAUGUUCUGCCGCACCGAUCAGCAGUGUAUCUGUUAUCUCUGCUCCGUGGAGGAACAUAAAGGCCACGACACAGUGUCAGCUGCAGCAGAGAGAGACGAGAAACAGAGAGAGCUCGAGGGGAGUCGACUAAACGUCCAGCAGAGAAUCCAGGACAGACAGAAAGACGUGAAGCUGCUGCAGCAGGAGGUGGAGGACAUCAACGCCUCCGCUGAUAAAGCAGUGGAGGACAGCGAGAGGAUCUUCACCCAGCUGAUCCGUCUCCUGGAGAAAAGCCGCUCCGACGUGAAGCGGCAGCUCAGAUCGCAACAGCAAAGCGAAGUGAGUCGAGUCAGAGAGCUGGAGGAGGAGCUGCAGCAGGAGAUCAGCGAGCUGCAGAGCAGAGACGCUGAGCUGGAGCAGCUCUCACACACAGACCAUCACACCCAGUUUCUGCUCAGCUACGCCUCACUGCCAGCACUCAGCGAGUCCACGCACUCAUCCAGCAUCAAGAACCGUUCUCGGCACAGCUUUGAGGAUGUGACAGGGGCUGUGUCAGUAGUCAGAGACAUACUACAGGACGUUCUGAGGGAGAUGUGGACAAGCGUCUCACAGGCAGGGACUGAAGGGAGUCGAGUCAAAGAGUUUCCAGAGCCCAAGACCAGAGCUGAGUUCUUAAAAUAUUCUCGUCAAAUCACACUGGAUGCGAACACAGCACACACAGUGCUAUUAUUAUCUGAGGGCAACAGAAAAGUGACAGUAAUGAAUAAAAGACAGUCGUAUUCUGAUCACCCCGACAGCUUCACCGGCCUGUAUCAGAUCCUGAGUGGAGAGAGUCUGACUGGACGCUGUUACUGGGAGCUGGAGUGGAGAGGAGGAGCUGAUCUGGCAGUCGCAUACAAGAAUAUCAGCAGAGCCGGGGACUCGGAUGAAUGUAGACUUGGAUGGAAUGACAAAUCUUGGGCAUUAAAUUGUUUACUUAACAGUUAUAUAUUUUUGCACAACAAAGUCCAAACUCCCGUCUCAGGUCCUCGGUCCUCCAGAGUCGGAGUGUACCUGGAUCACGGUGCAGGGAUUCUGUCUCUGAAACCAUGA
This is a messenger RNA of Plectropomus leopardus (leopard coralgrouper), 1662 nucleotides long. NCBI's taxonomy places the organism in Eukaryota, Metazoa, Chordata, Actinopteri, Perciformes, Serranidae. The record is from RefSeq and is a predicted model, not a curated record.